GGUUGUGUUGAGACAUGAGUGACAUGACAUCGAGUAGACGUUAGAUUUCUAAUCUAGUAAACAGAAGGUGUCAGAAGUAAAAAUGUUAGGAGGAAGAUUGCACUCAGUUAUGAAAUAUUCCCUAGCUGCUGGUUUGAUUGGAGGAACUGCAUUAAGUCUAAGAGGUAAUCAGUACCAACUUGAUUCCAUAGGAAUAGUUCGCCUUAGUAGAGCUGCCUCAACAGUAUUUCAAAUUGGUAUAAUCUACAAAAUAGAUUUGUAUGGUCAACAUUUGGAUAAAAAAUCCAUUGAAUAUACAGAACUGAAGUCAGUGUGCCACAAAAGAGCUGCUGAGAAACUGUUGAAGUUAUGCUGUACCAAUAAGGGAGUGUAUAUCAAAGUUGGCCAACAUAUAGCAGCUCUAGAGUACUUGUUACCAUCAGAAUAUGUAGAAACUAUGAAAGUUUUGCACUGUCAUGCUCCUACUAAUGAAAUAGAAGAAGUCUACAAAGUUAUCAAGGAAGAUUUGAAGAAAGAUCCUUUUGAAAUAUUUGAGAGUAUCGAAACUGAGCCUUUGGGAACUGCUUCACUAGCCCAAGUUCAUAAAGCAAAACUAAAAGACGGUUCCACAGUAGCUAUAAAAGUGCAGCAUCCCUAUGUACAGGGUAAUUCAAGAGUUGACAUGAAGACUAUGGAAUACUUGGUGAAAAUGAUGAGUUGGGUGUUUCCUGAAUUCAAAUUCCAAUGGUUGGUAGACGAAUCCAAGAAAAAUAUUCCCAGAGAAUUGGACUUUGCUCAAGAAGGGCAUAAUGCUGAGAAAAUAGCUUCACUCUUUGGGGACGUGGAGUGGUUAAAGGUUCCCAAAGUCAGGUGGGAUCUAACAACUCCAAGAGUUCUUACCAUGGAUUUUGUUGAAGGGGGACAAGUUAAUGAUUUAGAUUACAUUCGGGAACACAACAUCAAUCCUAAAGAAGUUUCUGAUAAGUUGGGAAAAUUAUACUCUAGGAUGAUUUUCAUACAUGGUUUUGUACACAGUGACCCUCAUCCUGGAAAUAUCCUUGUGAAUAAAUCCGAUAAUGGAUACUGUAAUAUUGUACUUCUUGAUCACGGAUUGUAUGCAGAUUUAAAAGACGAAUUCAGAGUAGAGUAUGCUAAUUUAUGGUUGAGUAUUUUGAAUAGAGAUCGCAGGGCUAUGAGGCAACACAGUAAAAAUUUGGGUAUAGAUGGUGAUGCAUACGGAUUAUUUGCGUGUAUGGUGACAGGAAGAACAUGGGAUAGCAUCACAAGAGGAAUUGAUAAGGAGCAGAUGUCAAAGAGUGAGGUCAAAUUUAUGAAACAGACCUUCACAGGCAUUCUUCCACAGAUUUCCGAAGUGUUACAAAACGUCAACCCACAAAUGCUUCUUAUUCUAAAAACUAAUGAUUUGAUGCGAGGUAUCGAACAUACAUUGAAAAUGAGCACUAGAAUGGGUGCCUUCAGAGUAAUGUCAGAAUGCUGUGUCAAGUCAGUGUACAAUCAACGUUACAGAAAAUCGGAGACUAAACUGGAGAGCAUUGAGAUUUAUUUCUCGGAGUUUUGGGCAUUAUUGAAAAUAAGUGUGUACUAUACUUACUUGAAUUUUAAACAAUUUUCUAUAAACAUAUUUAGUUGAUGAAUUAGUUAUAUUUCGAAUCAUGUAUACUUAGGUAACUUUGAACUCAAUCUUUACUGAUAAAACGAGUUCGGUCGUAGUAAAUGCAUCUGAAUUAUUGACAAUUAUGCAUUGAGGUAUGUACCAAUUUUAACUGCAAACGUUAUUUUUUCCAUAUCGAAAUAUACCAAAAUAUUUCAUUUUAUGGCACACAUUUUUUAACCAUUUGAUAUUUACAUUUUCAUUAGUCGUUAGAUAUCUUCCAUUAAUUUUUCACCAAAACUUCAAAUCAUUUACCCCCAGAAAAAUGAAAAUGGAAAUAACUAGUGGAAAAAAUAUCUCAAAUCAAAUUAUUUUAUUUUCUAUGAGUAUUUAUUCUGUAUCAGACGUUAUUGAAGAGAAAUAUUUUUGAUAUACAUAUAUAUUUUUAUUUGUAGAUGUUUUGUUGAAUAAUUCUAAGACUACAAGUUCAUUAACAAAUGUGUUGUUCUGUUUUUGUUGACUGGUAUUUAUGAAUGAAGGAAAAAAUAUAUACAGAAGGCAG
Molecule: messenger RNA, 2153 nt
Organism: Phaedon cochleariae (mustard beetle)
Lineage: Eukaryota; Metazoa; Arthropoda; Insecta; Coleoptera; Chrysomelidae
Source: the annotation of a GenBank genome assembly